Malurus melanocephalus (red-backed fairy wren) is the source of this 2964-nucleotide messenger RNA. RefSeq names its product tenascin C (gene TNC). Gene Ontology annotation, molecular function: protein binding. The record is from RefSeq and is a predicted model, not a curated record. The annotation marks the transcript as partial. The transcript is spliced from 7 exons. Lineage: Eukaryota; Metazoa; Chordata; Aves; Passeriformes; Maluridae.
AGAAGCCACGCCAGAGAGAGAGAGAGAGAGAGAGAGAGGCUGUUCCUUUAAAGCAAAACUGAAAAAAAAAAUUGCCUUCAGGCGUCCUAUUACAGCGGAACGAGCCAAGGAUCGGGAUUUGCAGCUCAGCUAUAUAAACCCGGCAGAAUCUGGCUGCUCGGACCAGUUCUCGUCGCUGUCAAAGCUCUCUGUGCCUCCCGCUCACCGCCAGACACCGCCAACUCCGCGCCGAGUUUUGACAGGACGGCAGCAAAGUCAGGAGCCCCGAGCUGACUUUGAGCAUCUUUAUUUAUUUCAUGGAGGCUGCUCCCAGCGGGAUCUAAGCUCUGGCAGAGGCUCGAAGGGGACAAAGACACCAGGAAAGGAAAGGACCUCCAGCUUGGUUGGACCUGGCUCUCCAAUUUCCGCUCCAGAUUACGAAGGCCAAACAGACCUAAGACUCUCUCAGCCUUGAAAGGGAACCGGGCACCACAAUGGGACUCCCCAGUCGGGUUUUGGCCUGCGCCGUCCUCGCUUUGCUGUGCCAGCACGUCACUGGGGGACUCAUCAAGAGAAUUAUCCGGCGGAGGAGGGAGACUGGGCUGAACGUGACCUUGCCAGAGGAUAACCAGCCCGUGGUUUUUAACCAYGUCUACAACAUUAAGCUGCCCGUUGGCUCGCUCUGCUCCGUGGACCUGGACUCGGCGAGCGGUGACGCCGACUUGAAGGGGGAAAUCGAGCCCGUCAAGAAUUACGAGGAGCACACGGUGAAUGAGGGGAACCAGAUYGUCUUCACUCACAGGAUUAACAUUCCCCGCCGGGCCUGUGGCUGUGCAGCUGCCCCAGACAUCAAGGAUCUGUUGAGCAGGCUAGAGGAGCUCGAGGGGCUGGUCUCCUCCCUGCGGGAGCAGUGUGCCAGCGGGCUUGGAUGCUGUCCUAAUUCCCAGGCAGUAGAAGGUCGCCUGGACACCACCCCUUACUGCAGCGGGCACGGCAACUAYAGCAUGGAGAUCUGCGGCUGCGUGUGCGAGCCCGGCUGGAAGGGCCCCAACUGCAGCCAGCCCUCGUGUCCCUCCGACUGCAACGACCAGGGCAAGUGCGUGGACGGGCUGUGCGUGUGCUUCGAGGGCUACGGGGGCCCCGACUGCGGCCAGGAGCUCUGCGGCCACGGCUGUGGUGCCCACGGGCGCUGCGUGGGYGGGCAGUGYGUGUGYCAYGAGGGCUUCGUGGGYGAYGACUGCAGCGUGCCCCUGUGCCCMCACAACUGCCACGGCCGCGGGCGCUGCGUGGACAGCGAGUGCGUGUGCGACGAGGGCUACACRGGCGAGGACUGCAGYGAGCUCAUCUGCCCCAAYGACUGCUUCGACCGCGGGCGCUGCGUGAACGGCACCUGCUUCUGUGAGGAGGGCUUCACCGGCGAGGACUGCGGCGAGCUGGCCUGCCCCAAUGACUGCCACGGCCACGGGCGCUGCGAGAACGGGCUGUGCGUGUGCCACGAGGGCUUCGUGGGCGACGACUGCAGCGAGAGGAGGUGCCCCAAYGACUGYCACAACCGCGGGCGCUGCGUGGCCGGGCGCUGUGUGUGCCACGAGGGYUACCUGGGAGAGGACUGCGCAGAGCUGCGGUGCCCCAAUGACUGCCAUGACCGCGGGCAGUGCGUGGACGGGCAGUGCGUGUGCCAUGAGGGUUUCAUCGGCGAGGACUGCAGCGAGCUGCGCUGCCCCAACGACUGCCACAACCGUGGGCGUUGUGAGAACGGGCAAUGCGUGUGUCACGAGGGCUUCACUGGGGAUGACUGUGGCCAGCUGCGGUGUCCCAAUGACUGCCACGGGCGCGGGCUGUGCGUCAAUGGACAGUGCGUGUGCCACGAGGGCUACACGGGCGAGGACUGYGCGGAGCUGCGGUGUCCCAACGACUGCCACAACCGCGGGCGCUGUGUGGAGGGACGCUGUGAGUGUGACAAUGGCUUCACCGGGGAGGACUGCAGCGAGCUGGCCUGUCCCAAUGACUGCCACGGGCGUGGGCGCUGCCUGGACGGGCGCUGCGUGUGCCACGAGGGCUUCGUGGGYGAGGACUGCCGGGAGCRCUCCUGCCCCAACGACUGCAACAACGCGGGGCGCUGCGUGGACGGGCGCUGUGUGUGCGAGGAUGGGUACAUCGGGGAUGACUGCUCCCAUGUGUCUCCUCCGACUGAGCUGACCGUGACCAAUGUGACGGAUAAAACAGUCAAUCUGGAGUGGAAGCACGAGAACCUGGUCAACGAGUACCUCGUCACCUACGUCCCCACCAGCAGUGGGGGCUUGGACAUGCAGUUCACAGUGCCAGGGAACCACACCGCUGCCACCAUCCAUGAGCUGGAGCCCGGGGUGGAGUACUUCAUCCGUGUCUUUGCAAUCCUCAAAAACAAGAAGAGCAUUCCAGUCAGCGCCAGGGUAGCCACAUAUCUGCCUGCUCCAGAAGGUCUGAGAUUCAAAUCUGUCCGGGAAACGUCCGUCCAGGUGGAGUGGGACCCUCUGAACUUUUCCUUUGAUGGCUGGGAGCUGGUCUUCCGUAAUAUGAAAAAGGAUGAUAAUGGUGACAUAACCAGCAGCUUGAAAAGGCCAGAGACAUCCUACAUGCAGCCAGGUUUGGCACCAGGGCAGCAGUACAACGUGUCCAUCCAUGUCGUGAAGAACAACACCAGAGGACCAGGACUGUCCAAAGUGAUCACCACAAAACUUGAUGCCCCCAGCCAGGUGGAGGCCAGGGACGUCACCGACACCACCGCUCUCAUCACGUGGUCCAAACCCUUGGCUGAAGUUGAAGGUGUGGAGCUCACUUACGGCCCCAAGGACAUCCCAGGGGACAGGACAACCAUUGACCUCUCUGAGGAUGAGAACCAAUAUUCCAUUGGGAACCUGAGGCCGCACACCGAGUACGAGGUGACGCUCGUGUCCCGUCGGGGGGACAUGGAGAGCGACCCCGUGAAAGAAGUGUUUGUCACAG